Molecule: messenger RNA, 534 nt
Organism: Penicillium argentinense
Lineage: Eukaryota; Fungi; Ascomycota; Eurotiomycetes; Eurotiales; Aspergillaceae
Exons: 2
Coding region: 1-534 (177 amino acids)
Source: RefSeq, a predicted model, not a curated record
AUGGAACAUGGAAGUGGAAAUUGGAUUAUAGCCCUGGAUGGAGGAGUAUGGCGGAAUCCGCCCGGGGGCCGCAAUUCUGGCCACAUUACUCAAGUGGCUGGCUGGUCCCAUGGGGAUGUCAUCACAGAUAGAAAACCGGACAGUGGAGGAAGUAGGACGGCAGGAUGCAACGAAUCCUUUCCUCUUCGCUCCGAUAGCUAUGGGGGCGAGGGAGCGAGGCUGUCCUCCGGUGCAGCACGCUCCCACCCCUCUUGGGACCGGGGAGAGGAUAACGGCAGUCUCCACGGCAGAGACAACGACCUCAGAGGGACCCAGUUGCUCGAGGACCAGGCCAAACAUGACGAUAUGCCGGUGGAGCAGUUACGGACCUUCUCAAAUGGAUCAGGUCCUCUGCGAUCCAGAACCACGAUCAUCCAAGGCGUCCACUCCCAGGUUCACUGCGGCCGGAGCGAUCGUCAGGAGUCCACCAUUGUGCAGAUUGCGGUGGAUAACGGAGUGAUGCCGCACGAGAGUUGGGUUGGGCACAAGCGAUGA